UUAUUUUUGAAGUUCUCAGGCUGGUCCUGGGUCUGCCCUUCUGAUUUCAAACACUCAACCAGUAACGGAAAUAAUGGCCAGGCACUGAUCAGAAAUCAGCACUUUUGUAUCCAGGAUCCCUGUGACCGUCAGCUGAUCGCUUCCAGGAUCUUCGUAAACUGCAAGUUUAUUAUAAAAAAAUCUCAGAACUGAAAUGUCUGUGCCACCAAAAAUGAAGAGUACAAUUGCAGACAAUGCUAGAAUGCAAAACUUGAAAACGACAUUUGAAGCAAAAUAUGGACACGCUCCGCUGUUCUAUGCGUAUGCACCUGGAAGAGUCAACCUCAUAGGGGAGCACAUAGAUUACUGCGGUUAUUCUGUCCUUCCAAUGGCAAUUGAGCAGAAUAUUUUGGCAGCUGUUUCUCUGAACGAUUCCGGAAGUAUCCAACUGGCAAAUACAAAUCCUCUGUACAGUGAUUUCAGUGUACCAUGUGCGGAGGACAUUGCCAUUGACAGAGACAACCCAAAGUGGUACUACUAUUUCCUCUGUGGAGUUAAAGGCAUUCAGGAGCAUAUUGGAAUCUCGACUCUGUCUGGCAUGUCGUGUGUGGUCGAUGGGACCAUUCCUCCAAGUUCCGGCCUCUCCAGUUCGAGUGCGUUGGUGUGUUGUGCAGGGCUUUUAACAAUGGAGGCCAAUGAGAAGUCCCUCUCUAAGGUUGCACUUGCAGAGAUAUGUGCCAAAUGUGAGCGCUACAUUGGAACAGAGGGGGGAGGCAUGGACCAGUCCAUCUCAUUCCUAGCAGAGAGUGGAACGGCAAAGCUGAUUGAGUUUCAGCCGUUGAGAGCAACUGAUGUCCGACUUCCGGACGGCGCUGUAUUUGUGAUCUCCAACUGCUGCGUGGAGAUGAAUAAAGCUGCUUCCUCUCACUACAACAUCCGUGUGGUGGAGUGUCGGAUCUCGACCAAGUUGUUGGCUCAGGCACGAGGUCUGGACCCCAGUGGUCUGCUGAAACUGGCGCAGGUCCAGUCUGCACUGAAGGCUUCCCUGGAAGAGAUGGUGUCUCUGGUGGACGAGGUGCUGCAUCCUGAGCCAUACGGCCGAGAGGAGAUCUGCAAGCUUCUGGGAAUCACCCCAGAGCAGUUCUCCACAGAGCUUCUAAGCGCUAACACCCAACACAUGACUCACUUCAAGCUGCACCAAAGGGCCAAACAUGUUUACAGCGAAGCUGCUCGGGUGCUGAAGUUCAAGAGCGUGUGUGACUCCCAGUCACCGGACUCCAUCCAGCUGCUCGGAGACCUGAUGAACCAGAGCCACGAGAGCUGCAGAGACCUGUAUGAGUGCAGCUGCCCUGAGCUGGACCAGCUGGUGGAAAUCUGUUGGAAGUCAGGGGCGGUGGGUUCUCGACUAACUGGCGCGGGCUGGGGCGGCUGUGCUGUCUCCAUGGUUCCCACUGACAAGGUGGAGACCUUCUUACAGGCAGUGAGGGAAGCUUACUACCAGCCUGAUGCACGGAGGUCCCAGAUGGAAAAACAGAGCUUGUUUGUUUCAAAGCCAGCAGGAGGCGCUGCCAUUGUAUUGGAGGAGUGAUAGUUUCAGUUUACAAACCUCUAACGAGCCUAUCCCAGAGCCUCUUUCCUCCUGGGGUGUUCAAGGUGUCCUUCAGACCUUUCAAAACGGGGAAAAUGUUGAACAGGUGAAUGGCAAAAUGAGAUCGCAUUUUUGUGUCACUGCAUUAUAAAGGGAAAAUUGUUGCAAUAAUUAUCCAUGUUUGGAUCUAUAGAUAAUUGGUUUACGAUUAAGCAAAAUAUUACAAAAAAUAUGAGAGAAAUGCUCAAUAUUUUGUCACCGUGAUUAGUAAACAAGGUUUUUUUUUUAUUAUUUCGUUAUGGUUUUUUUGCAGGCUAAUUUAACCUGGAUUUUGACUUUACUUAGAAUUUCUGUUUGUUUUAUGCCAUGAAGGAACUGAAUGUACACACUAGAGGGCAGCACCAUGGGAGAGAGGUUUGUGCUGGAGCUACUCACAGCAAGUCGCUGGACACGCCUUGGUGGUCUCUCUGGUGUGUUUGGUUUUGUUUGUGUGACUGGCACUUCUUCCA
Molecule: messenger RNA, 2076 nt
Organism: Synchiropus splendidus (mandarinfish)
Lineage: Eukaryota; Metazoa; Chordata; Actinopteri; Syngnathiformes; Callionymidae
Gene: galk2
Product: galactokinase 2
Exons: 10
Coding region: 194-1567 (457 amino acids)
Biological process (GO): galactose metabolic process; carbohydrate phosphorylation
Cellular component (GO): cytosol; cytoplasm
Molecular function (GO): galactokinase activity; ATP binding
Source: RefSeq, a predicted model, not a curated record